GUUCGUCGCAGUCAGUCGCAGUGGCAUAUUCGAGUAGGUAGUCGUACGCGCCUGCCUUGAGCUUUGCCUGUUAGCCGCCGCGACGCUCGGACUUCAGUCGGUCGGUGACGCCAACGUGAUCACCAUCACCAUUCUCGCCCUUUGCUAUAAUAAUACUAACCGAGUACGAGUAAUAACUGAUCGAUGUACAAGAGAAUACCGGUGAAGGACAUCAACGAGAAACGCGUUUUAUAACGUUUAACGUCGUUCGAGAAAAAAUUGUGUGAGAGAGAGAGAGAUAGAGAAUAGACAGCCGCGAUUUUCAAACGGAGAAUAAGGAGAGUAAAGUCAGGACGGGAGAGAAAAUUGGAGAUAAGGAGAUAACGGAAGGGAGUCCUGUGACAAAAGUCGAGAUAGAAGAAGGGUAUCUGCUGAGGAUUUUACCUGCUGACGGAAUAAAUAUUAUAUUACGGACGUUAGUUCGUGAUACACAGAAAAUACGUAGAUACAUAUAUAUGUAUAUAUAUCGCUGUAUAUAUGUAUAUGUAUAAUCGUAAUCGCGUGACGUGACGAAAAUUCGAAUAUUCGAAAGGGAAGAAACACGAGGAACGUUUAUAAUUUAUUUUUCUACAGUGUGUAUAACCUUUGUAUACUUUGCCUGCGUUCGUAAGGAAACUCGCGGUACACAAGAAAAACAAAGGAACGUUUAACCAAAAUUGUUGGUGCGGAAAGGAGCGGGUGUCAAACGUCGGCUACGUUCUACGUCUUAUACGUCGUGAUUUUCAUCGUCGUCGAAAUCGCAAACUGUUUGUCUCUGACGACGCAAGAGAACGUCUGAUCCUCGUGGCACGUCUCUCGCGUGAAUAAGAAUCAGGUACAAGUGUGGGGAAAGAGAGAGAGGAACAAAGGAAGACGCGUAAUUAAUAAAGUGUAUACAACAGUGCAAGAAGACUAAAGAGCGGAAGAUAGAAAAACGCUAAUAGACCAGGAUGCCGACGAGUAUGCCGUCGAGUUUAUUCAGCGAAAUGGAUCGUGGUGCAGCAGGCGGUGGUGCCGGUUCUCUCGAGGAACAACGCGCCCUGCAGUUGGCCUUUGAGUUGUCUAUGAUCGGAUUUGAAGGCAGCGGAGGAUGUCCUUCAGCAGGAACUGGCACAGGAACUGGAUCGUCAAAUGAUUCUGAUCCACUUCAAGCCACCCCGGCCAGCGUCUUCGAGGAAGCAAGAUCUAAGAAGAGCCAAAACAUGACCGAGUGCGUUCCAGUGCCGAGCAGCGAGCACGUGGCUGAGAUCGUUGGCCGACAAGGCUGCAAGAUCAAGGCACUACGGGCCAAGACCAACACCUACAUAAAGACACCGGUGCGCGGCGAGGAACCUGUCUUCGUCGUCACCGGACGCAAGGAGGACGUCGCCAGAGCGAAGCGCGAGAUCCUCUCCGCGGCAGAGCACUUUUCCCAGAUCAGGGCCUCGCGAAAGAGUUCCCUGGGCGCGUUAUUGGGCGCACCACCUGGACCACCAGCAUCCGUUCCCGGUCAUGUGACCAUCCAAGUACGAGUACCAUACAGAGUCGUGGGUUUGGUCGUGGGGCCCAAGGGUGCCACCAUCAAGAGGAUCCAGCAUCAGACUCACACGUACAUCGUGACUCCAAGUCGCGACAAGGAACCCGUCUUCGAGGUCACUGGACUCCCGGAGAACGUCGAGGCUGCCAGACGCGAGAUAGAAGCUCAUAUCGCUCUGAGAACGGGCACGGGACCCGGGGUCGAGGAGGCUGAUCUCCUGGGGGCCUUGUGCAGAGGAGGACUCGGCUCGAUCCUGGGCUGCCUGGAUCCACCAGGAUCCAACGGGUCCAAUGGCUCCAGCGGCGCCUUCUCCAGCAGUGGCAGCUGCAGCAGCUCCUCCAGCAGCUCUGGUGCACCGGGACUCAAUGAUCUGGUCGCCAUUUGGGGUGCUGGUCUAGAACGCGACGAGGGUCUCGGGGAAUCGCCGUCCUUCGAAUCUCAGGCCGUCUCCGCCUCGUCGAUCUGGUCCUUUCCUGGAGUCGCUCUACCGUCGAGACCCUCGCCUCCAGCAUCGGCCAGCCCUGCCUCACCCACAGACUCUCUCCUCGGUGGCGGAAGUGCCGGUGGACGUCGGGAGUGCGUUGUGUGCGGCGACAAGGAAGUCACCGCGGCUCUUGUACCCUGCGGACAUAACCUCUUCUGUCUCGACUGCGGAAACCGCGUCUGCGAGAGUUCCGACCCCAGUUGCCCGGUAUGCUCGAGGCCUGUCCUCCAGGCUCUUCGCAUCCUCUCCUAAGUCCAACUAAAAUUGACGUCCCCGUCGUCAUCGCGCCGGUCACCGAUCGUCUCAACGGCAGUGCCAUCUGCUGGUACCCAAGGAAGACGUCCUCAAGGACGGACCGGGUCCACGUCUUGGUACGGUGACGCGACGCGACGACGCGCAGCUGGACGCAUAGGAGAACGAGGACGACGUACCUUGGAGACGCGCACAACUAUUAAUUCCACUGCUGCUGCCAAUAAACUAGUUCGGGAAUGAUAGCCGUUCGUAUAUAUUCCUGGAUGAAGAAGAAGAAAAAAAAAAGAGAGGAAACCGGAUACAACGAAUCGCUAAUAUUGCUAAGUGUCAAAACCGACGCCGACGGGGAGCGUCGCGUUCCAAAGAGAUCAUCUGUGACGACCCUGCCAACGCCAUCAUCAUCAGGACCAUCGCUAGCAACGCUAGUACCAUCUACCGACACCAGAGCCAUCUUCAAUCGCUGUCAGCGCUACAUUCAACAUUUACUCGCGUGGCGGCGCCACCGUCGACAACCACCACCGAAUGGACCUUUCCGUUUCUAUGAUCUCCUUCAGAUAAUAACGCGUCGCCACUUACAUUCUGACACAGUCAGACAGUAGUUACUGCGAAAGGUAUUUCAUAAAAGAACAAAAAAGAAAAUGGAGACGAUGCCGUUACGAGUAUCGUUAACGGGGGCAAAGGUCAGCCGUUAACGAACCUCGUCAUCGUCGCCAUCUUGAAACGGUGGAUGUUACGUGGGACGAGGGUCGACAAAUAUUUUGGGGUUGGGGGUGAAAAUUCGAAAUAUACAUAUAACCCAUUUUUAAAAAAAUUUCCAAAUCCAUUAACAGUACUCGAUAACUCUUAUUCAUCUGAUAGAGAUGGCAGUUAGGUUAGGGCCGAUAAUCAUCUCGGGUGAGGAAGAAGAAAAAAAAAAGAAUUUAAUUAAAUAAACGAGGGUUGCUUACGGACACGUGAUUAAAAUCGUCAUACAUAGAAAAAAAUGGACACGGACAGUACACAUGCACUUUACACGCGCGACUCACAUGCAAAUCCACGUACGCCGACACACAUGACUCACGGGUAAUUUUUGGACGAAAGCGGGCAUCUUAAAAAAAAAUUUGAGAGAGGUUAAUGACAAGACACGCAUUUUACAAUUAAUACGGCUACGUAAAGGCUUUUAAACCUAACAUAACCUCUAAAAAACACAAUUACACAGAAAUUUUUGUAUGGGAUUGCUACGGUGUCCGCGACCAAUCCUAGUUUCCUCCUGUCGUUAUGAAUGGCGAACGGUUUGAGUGUUAGGUAUGUAAGAUAUACAAAGAAAAAAGGGGG
This is a messenger RNA of Cephus cinctus (wheat stem sawfly), 3584 nucleotides long. RefSeq names its product RNA-binding protein MEX3B. The record is from RefSeq and is a predicted model, not a curated record. Gene Ontology annotation, molecular function: RNA binding. NCBI's taxonomy places the organism in Eukaryota, Metazoa, Arthropoda, Insecta, Hymenoptera, Cephidae. The transcript has 3 exons. The coding region runs from base 969 to 2270 and encodes 433 amino acids.